AUGUCAAACGGUGUCAUCAAUGAAAAGUCGGACGAACCUCUCCGCCGAAUCCAAACGGCGGAGAGCGUUUUCCUGCCUAUUUCUCGAGAGGCGUUUGAGAAGCUCUACUUGAACCCCAAGAGUCCCACGGUUUCAGGGGACUUGCGCAAGAAGCUGGGAAAUCCUACACCAAUCUCUCUGCUGGGCUUCUUGCUUGCUUCCACCCCGAAUGCGUGUAUCGUCAUGGGAUGGAGGGGGGCGGGCGGCAAUGGAGCUGCCAUUAUUCCUGCCUUGAUUUUCUUCGGCGGAAUGGUUCAAAUAUUUGGUGGCAUUGGGGAGUGGAUUAUUGGCAACACAUUCUCUUGCGCGCUAUUCUUCACUUAUGGAACCUUCUGGAUUGUACAAGGAACGACGCUCAUGCCCUUCUUUGCUACUGGAACCCAUUAUUCGUCCACUGGCAACUUCCUAGAGGGACAACAGACACCCAUGUAUAACGCCAGUAUAGCAUUCUACUUUGUGGCCCUGACGGUCAUAACCUUCGUAUACCUGAUAUGCUCCAUUCGAACCAACGUCUGCCUUUUCUCCGCGCUCUUCUUGCUUACCAUCACCUUUGGUUUGUUCGCCGGUGCUUUCUUCUCGGUUUCCGUGGGGAAUCUUCAUUUGGCUGAGAAGUUGCAAGUCACUGGUGGCGCUUUCAACUUCGCACUGUGUAUACCGAUCUGGUGGAUUUUCAUCACGCAAAUCCUGGAGGCCGUCGAUUUCCCCAUCUCGCUUCCAGUUGGCGACCUCAGCACGCUUGUACCAGGGCGAAGCCAGAGAAUGCGUUUGAAGCAAGCUGAGCCUUGA
Aspergillus pseudoviridinutans is the source of this 825-nucleotide messenger RNA. RefSeq names its product putative plasma membrane ammonium transporter (Ato3). The transcript has 5 exons. Lineage: Eukaryota; Fungi; Ascomycota; Eurotiomycetes; Eurotiales; Aspergillaceae. The coding region runs from base 1 to 825 and encodes 274 amino acids. Gene Ontology annotation, cellular component: plasma membrane. The record is from RefSeq and is a predicted model, not a curated record. Gene Ontology annotation, molecular function: acetate transmembrane transporter activity.